This is a messenger RNA of Tachysurus fulvidraco (yellow catfish), 1857 nucleotides long. RefSeq names its product stimulated by retinoic acid gene 6 protein-like. Lineage: Eukaryota; Metazoa; Chordata; Actinopteri; Siluriformes; Bagridae. Gene Ontology annotation, molecular function: signaling receptor activity; retinol transmembrane transporter activity. Gene Ontology annotation, cellular component: plasma membrane. The transcript has 16 exons. Gene Ontology annotation, biological process: vitamin A import into cell. Bases 1 to 1482 code for a protein of 493 amino acids. The record is from RefSeq and is a predicted model, not a curated record.
AUGUGGAUAAAGUUGAUCCCUCUUGACUUCACCAGCUCUCUGGAGAACCGAUGGUCAAAUGCCUUUGCUUUUGGAGCCAUAACACCUCUGAUAUUCAGUCUGUUCUUUGGCUUCACCAAUCCGAUACCAUACACACCACCACGCUACCUGAAAGUGUUUGUUUACUUAGUAGCAGCUCUGGAGGUGGGUUUCAUCUGUAAGCCGUUCUUUGCCUGUCUUUCAACACCAUACCAAAUGCUUGGUGGAAUUCUGGGCCUGCUCUAUACACUCACCUGGUUCAUUAUGAAGCUUUGGUAUGUAAUCUGGUGUAAAUGGCCCUCAACAUAUGAUGACAAGAGCUUUGAGGGUUUUUCUCAGCGGUAUGAGUGGUUAUUGGACAUUCCACAUUUACUGUGUUUGGGGUUCCUAGUGUUCCGGUUUGGCUUCAUCAUAGUGAAGGAUCUGCUGAUCCGGCUGAAAAAAUGUGACAAACAGGUAGUAAAGAUACACCAGUACAGAUAUGUACAGAGAUUACUGAGGCGGUCUGCUGAAGUGUCUGUGCAGAAGUGCUGGUUUCAGAGGAUAGUGUAUGAUUGGGAUCCGUAUUUUAAAUUCCCAAACAGGAUCAUCGCCACCGUCGUGCUCUGCUUCCUUGGAGUGUACAUGAUUGUGUUAUGUGAGCAGAUUAUAUCUUCAUGGUGUAUAAGGAAUAUAUAUAAACCAUGGCCUGAUAAUAUAAAGGAAUUUUUACCUGAGACAACUAGGAUCAUACACCUGACCUAUGUAACAUACAGCUGGUACAUCACAUCAGUGUGUGCUGCAGUGUCAUCUGUAACUCACAUCUGUCAUGUAAUGGUGUAUUACAGGAAGCACAUUAAAUCACUGUGGGCUGGAGACAACAAAGACAUACUCCCAAAGACAUACAAACUGAAGGCUUCUGUUAGUGUGGCAGGACUUCUGAAGUAUCCCGGCUACCAGAUUGCCUUCACAUUGUGGGGUUAUCUGAUUGUUCAUUUGGCCAUGUUCACUGUUGCCCUGCUGUUUGUCUACCUGGUUAUUUCACCCAUCCACCAAUACGGCUUUCUCCCCUGGCUGCUCGACUUCAUCAGCUUUCUGACAAAUUUCUUCAUCAUGUUCAUUUUGAUGAGAUUUCAGCGCAUUAUCAUCACACUGUUUUUCCUACAAGAUAAAAAUUCUCAGGAUAAAGAGAAACCACUCGCACUAAAGAACAGGAAGGUUUUCCACAACUUUAACUACUACCUCUUCUUCUUUAACUUAAUCUUGGGCAUUGGGAGUUGUGUGUUGCGAGUAAUCCGGAGCGCCGUUGUGGCCUUGAUGCUGCUGUCACGGAUCGAGCGGACCAUAAUGCCUCAGGGCUUCAAGAAGCUGGACGCAAGCCACUCAACGUGGGUGGGAAUGAUCAUAACAGAUCAUCAUCACAGUAAUCCAGUUCUGGUGUGUUUCUGCCACCUGCUGCUCAAACACACGCUGCAGAGUGUCUGAGGGGACGAGGGUGUAAUACCAGUGUCAGUAAUACCAGAUCCUGCAGCUAAGAAGCGAGCUCUCCUUCGCUGGGUUCUUCUAUACACCUUACUGAGGAACCCAGGACUCAUCCUGCUGAGGAAGCGACGCUGGGAUGUGAAAAGAGAAGCCUUAGAGCUGGCCUUCAUCUGGGCCAUGACCAGACACCGAGACACUAACACUGCAGGAGCUGGCAGAUCUGCACUAACUCUGAUUUCUGCCUUAAAUGGGUAUUGUGUUCAUUAAUAAUAUAAAUAUACAGAUGUUCAGAGUCUCUCUCUCUCUCUCUCUCUUUCUCUCUCUCUCUCUCUCUCUCUCUCACACACACACACACACUCUCUCUCUCUCUCACACACA